AUUCCUUGGAGGAAGUCAGCCUAUCUCCAGCUCCUUCCACCAGACGAUGGGCCCUCAUCGACAUGUUCUCACUCUGUAUCUCCUCUGCCUCUCCAUAGCCAUGAGCCUGGCCUGUUUCUGUGAGAAGUAUCCAUGGUCUCAAUGGUCAACCUGUUCCCUGACCUGCGGGGGGGGCCAAACCCGUCGGUACAGAAAGUUUAAUAUGGACGAAUAUUACCACAAGUUUAACUGCGAAAACAUCUGCACUCCCCGUGUGCAACAGGAGGAGUGUAACACCCAGGGGUGCAGCACCCCCUGUCAGAUCGGCGACUGGUCAAGCUGGUCAACAUGUGACCCCUGUGUCAAGAAACAGUUUCGUUACAGGGCUCUGCUGAAGCCAGCCCAGUUCGGAGGCCGAUGUGAGGAAACAGAGAUGACCAGUGACAGGCCGUGUCUACCCAACAAACUCUGCAACAUUCGGCAAGCAGACUGCGUCAAUAUGUUCCGCUGUCAGAAUGGACGCUGUAUCGCCCAUGAUCUGGAAUGUAAUGGGGAGCACGAUUGUGGAGAUGGUUCGGAUGAGGAAGGAUGUAGGAAGCAGGAUUUGCCAUGCCCCCGUGAGAUUGAACCCCUCCCUGGAGCCCACCUCAUCGGCAGCGGGUACAAUGUGUUGGCAGGGGAGAUGGGAGGUGAAGUCCUCAACAACACACACUAUGGUAGAGACUGCAGGACCAUAUCAAACAUUUUCAAACGCUACCGAGUCUCCAGCAACCUGGAGAACAUCACCUUAGAGGUGACUAAUUUGGAAGACGAUGUCACUGAGAAUUUCUAUCCUGAUGCCUCAGACUAUGAAUCAAAGGUCUCAUCCUCAUCAAAACAUUACAGUGAUCACACGAGUUCCUUUAACAUCCCGAUCCUCUUUGGACGCAAAAAAUCAAAGAAAUCUGUACGGACAUCCAGCUUCAGGGAGGUGAUCAAGGCAUCAACACAGAAGGAUUCCGCGUUUGUCCGAGUGCAUAAAACAAUUGCAGUGUCAGAGUUCAGGAUGAAGGAAACAGACCUUCAUGCCUCUGAGACCUUUCUGGAAGCUGUGAGCAGCCUGCCGUUGGAGUACAAUUAUGCUAUGUACAGCUGGAUAUUCCAGGAUUUCGGAACUCAUUACUUCGCCUCUGGGAAGACGGGUGGUGUUUAUGAUGUCCUGUAUCAGUAUGACAGGAAUGCAAUACAGAGUUCCGGUCUGACACAAGCAGAUAUGUCAGAGUGUGUGAAAAUCGAGACAAGAAUACGUGUGCUCUUUGUCAAGGUCAAGAAAACCAGGACAAAAUGUACAGACAACAGCAUGACCAUCAACACAAAAGGUUCGAUUCUCGAAGCUGCGGAGAAGUCAGUAUCCAUGGUACGAGGAGGCCGGGCAGAGUAUGCUGCAGCACUCUCCUGGCAGAAAGGCAAAAACUUCCCCACAGGCCAAUACAAGCAAUGGGUGGAGUCAGUCCGGGACAAUCCAACAGUGGUGGACUUCAAGCUCCGGCCCAUUCUGGGAUUGGUGAAGGGGAUACCUUGUGCUGUCACCAAGCGCCACCACCUGGAACAAGCCAUGAUGGAGUAUAUGGAAAACUUUGACGCAUGCCGAUGUUCUCCUUGCCCAAAUAAUGGCAAAACCGUCAUGGUUGAAAACAGCUGUAUGUGUAUCUGCAAGGCCGGGACCUACGGAGACAGCUGUGAGCGUCGGACACCAGACUAUCACUCAACCUUACAGGAUGGUUCUUGGAGCUGCUGGUCCCCAUGGACUUCCUGUGACGCCUCCCAUCGUAGGAGAAGGACUCGGCACUGCAACAAUCCCGCUCCACGUGAUGGAGGCAAGCUGUGUGAAGGACCAUCACAGGAGGAGAAACACUGUGUCAUCUCCCUGUUUGGUGAUGGAAGCACUCUGUGUAUUAAUGACCAUGAGGAGAGGAGAGAGAUUGAGGAUCCCGAGAAUCCUAACCCCUCUGAUGGCUCCAUUUACUGUCCCAAACCAGAGGCGCCUGUCAAUGGCUUCCUGAGGGUAUCCAAACAACGUUACCAGGUGGCAGAAAUGCUUGAGAUUAUCUGCUUCUCAGGUUAUGAGCUGAGUGGAUAUCAGUUCUAUCGCUGCCUUCCUGAUGGUACCUGGCACAAGGAAGACGUGGAAUGUCAACGGAAGGUCUGCACCCGGCCAGCUGCCUCCAGCCCAGCGACGCUACAACCAUUCAAGGUGGAGUAUGACAUUGGCGAGUCCGUUCAUGUGAAAUGCCCGCCCAGGAUGGUACCGGUGGGGCAGGCUCAAUACGAGUGUGGACCCGGCCUCACCUGGGAACCCGAUCUUCCCCAGGACAUCCACUGCAAGCCUGUUAUCGAUGCCAGUGUCUGCCAGCCAGGAAAGAAAGUGAGUGAAGACCAAUGUGUUUGUAUGUCAGCAGAUCAGGACUGUGGUGCUGCUGAUCCUGCAGAGUUGUGUGCAUACGAUGUUGCUGCUCGGACCCUUCUCAGUACCUCGAUCUGUGCCUAUUUAGCAAACAGAUGUGAAGGGCGGGACCUGCAACUGGUGAAGGAGGGGCAGUGUGAGGAGUCUGACCAGCUAUGGGCAGCGGACCGAGCCCGUCUGUCCCUCUCCAGCUCCAGGAGGGAGCUCUGUGCAUUCAUGGACUCAUGUUAUGACUGGGAGAGGUGUAAAGCGUCGAAGUGCACAUGCCUGCUCCCCAACCAAUGCCCUCAGGAAGAUCCGAAGGAUUAUUGUGUUGUUUUCCGGUCCAGGGAGAUGAGAGUCAGCCUUUGUAUGCUGGGAGCGAUGAAAUGCAAGAAGAUUAAUUUUCAAAUGUGUACACCCUCUUAGACAACUCCCCAGACCCCUGUGCAUUGAGGAUUUCAACUGUGCAUCAGUUAUAUCACAGAAUGAGAGACCUUGCAAAGUAAUAGGAACAUAGGAACACAAGGAGACCACUGGGCACCCUCAAGCCUGUUCCACCAGUAAGAUAUAUAGCAAACCAUGUCUUCCUAUCAUUACUGUACUGCAUACUUGUACUGAACUGUCUACUAUCUGUUUAAAGUACGAUUUUUUACUUCAAAAUAAACUACAGGUUGAGAUUCUAAAGCA
Molecule: messenger RNA, 3091 nt
Organism: Carcharodon carcharias (great white shark)
Lineage: Eukaryota; Metazoa; Chordata; Chondrichthyes; Lamniformes; Lamnidae
Product: complement component C6-like
Exons: 17
Coding region: 47-2830 (927 amino acids)
Biological process (GO): immune response
Cellular component (GO): membrane attack complex
Molecular function (GO): protein binding
Source: RefSeq, a predicted model, not a curated record